AUGUCUCUGUUUGAUCUUCUUAGACAGAGGGUCCCUGUGAGAAUAUUGCCCCUUCCUACACGGGAUGAAUGUACAGAGGACUUCUUUUAUCAGCUAAUAUCGACUUGUGAAAGCAUAGUCACUUCUAACCCUUUUUACGUGAGAAAGGCACUUUCCCGUAUAGUAGACUCUCUAGAAGCGAGGUCCAUAUAUGAUGAUAAUUAUUUUGAUAAGCUGUACGAGUUGUAUGCUAGUUUGUCAUCGCAACCGCUUGGGGACCUUGACACGAUACCUCAGGACAUAUUGGAGUACCGCAUCAACGAGCAGAAAUCUGUAAAGAUUAAGGAAAGCCCCAACUUUAUUUCAGGAAGGGGAACAACUGGGUUAAGGACAUGGGAGGCAUCCAAACUAUUAGCCUUAAGGUUUAAUAAUGACAAAUCUUACCUGCCGUAUAUUCAAAAUAAAAAAGUUGUAGAACUGGGAGCAGGUACGGGACUGAUUGGUAUUAGCUUACUAAGACUGGCAAGUCAUGUCACAUUAACUGAUGGAGAUCCAAAUUUAGUAGACCAAAUAACGAACAAUAUACGGUUGAAUGAAAACGAUGCGUUGUUUGACCUAAAAACGUACAGCUCCAGAGUUCUCCUUUGGGGAGGUCCUGAGUCGGCUCCCAAAUGUGAUACGCUAAUUGGGGCAGACGUCACGUAUGAUGUGUCGAUUUUGCCAGAGCUAGUGAAGAGUCUUCAAUCGUAUGAGUACAGCGUUGCGUUAAUUGGUGCAACUGUGCGGAACGAGGUCACCAUCAAUGCUUGGGAAGGGCAAUUGACGGACGCAAAAUUGAAUUGGGAAAUAAUAGAAAUAAAACAGAUUUCAAGUGAUCCAGGGGUUUUCGACGAGCCUAUAUGGUUCGAUCCGUCGGGGGGUUUGUCAAUUAAGGUGUAUAAGAUAUGUAAAUAG
Messenger RNA from Komagataella phaffii GS115, 933 nucleotides. RefSeq lists its product as uncharacterized. The transcript has a single exon. NCBI's taxonomy places the organism in Eukaryota, Fungi, Ascomycota, Pichiomycetes, Pichiales, Pichiaceae. The record is from RefSeq and is a predicted model, not a curated record. Bases 1 to 933 code for a protein of 310 amino acids.